AACCGGGCCAGUCUGCCUCGCCCUGCCGUGAGAGAACUGCUGCCGCCCGCCCCUCGCCCGGCCCUGCCCGCCGAGACUAAGAGAAACAGACAGACGAGGAAAAGGAACUACUAUAGAUUCCUCUAUUCCUAUUCCUCGGUUUAAGAAGUGGGAUAUGUGUGAUAGCGGGAAGGAAAUAAGAAAACUAACAUGCAUAUCUACGAUUCUUUAAGUCUACGUACAGUGGAAGGCAAGUGGCUUACCGGCGAGGGCUGUGGGGUUGUGGAAGGCUCCAAGGCGGCAGGCGUGGCGGCAGGCGGCUCUGUUUCCCCCCGCAUCGGAGGGGUGCUGUGAUGAGUCGUCAGGAGUGGCGGCCGCGGCAGCCACUGACUACACCUGCAACGAGUUAAUACCCCUCGUGCUGCCCUCAGCCCCGUCCGCUGCCUCCUGAGCGUGCCUGGGUGCUGGUGCGGACCAGGCGGUGCAGCCUUGGGGCGGGUCGCAGCGACAGCCGCCGGUGCCUCAGCGCUUCAUUUACCGUCGGACUCUUGGCUCGCGGCAAGACACGGCCUGACCAUGGCGGUGGCGUGCCACACAUUCCACGACUUCUUGCAGCCCAGCGACGCCUCGCCAGGCUCCGCCACGCCCUCCAGCGGCUCUAGCUCCCCCGAAGUAUUCUUCGAUGCACCCGAACAGCUCUCCACUACCAUGCUACCAACCACGCCCACUCGUGGCCUUGUCAAUAAUGCUGAAGAGUUUCAUGACGCCCAGGAGAUGCCUGCUGCAGGCGUCAGUGUUUAUAUUGAAGACUCCAGGGCGACACAUGGCCUCGGCGACCAGGGGCACGGCGAGGCAGACAGCGAAACGGGACGCAACGGCUCUUUUAACUUUGAUGAUGGACACACUGAGCCAGGCUCCCAGGGGGACCAGAAGGCCAAGGCGCGGCGCCUCCUGAAAGACUUCCUGCCAAAGAAGCAGCUGAGCAAUAACCUGAGGGAGGAGACUCGCAAGAUCGUGCAGAUGCUGUCCAAUGACAAGGUGUGCAAGAUCGACAGGCCGAGCUUGGGGCUGCAGGACAGACUACAGAGUUUAGUGCAGCGUUCGGCGGGGAAGAGGACCACUUAUGUCAAGGGGCCUCGCGUCUGCAGCACCCUCGUCAAGAGCAUCGUCAAACGCACGCAGGACUCUAUGUAUUUCCGAAGGACCUCGUUCCAAGGAUACCCCGGCAAGCAGGAAGAGCGACUUCCCCUGCCGGUCUUCAACAAGCCGAUCCCCAGCUACACCAAGCCCCCCAAGUGUACCAAGGCGCCGGAGAGGGACGGCACACCAUUGCGAGGGAGCCAGGUGACCAAUCAGACAAACAACGCCAAUGUCUUCGAGUUGGUGAUCAAGCGUCGAAAACAGAACAGCAUCAACGAGACCAAUUCUGGCAGCACGGCGCCUGUCUCAGCCUCUCCACCUGGUCCACUUUCUACCAUAACCUACAAUAACCAUAACAAUACUCCCCGCGGCACACUAGACAACACCUCCACAGGAGAAAACGUCCAUGUGACCAGCACCGUCGACCUGUCUAAGAGUAGACGUGGCGACUUUGAAAACGAUUUAAUUAGUGUUGAAUUCAAGAUCAGCAUUCCGUACGGGGCUGAUGACCUGGACACCCCCGAGGCCACGGAGCACAGACCAAGUUUCCCUCAAGUGGCUGAAGAUGCGGAGUCUGAUGAAGAGAUGGAGUUUUCGUCAGAGGAACCUUUCCCCGACACACCCUCGAAGGACGCUGGACAGAAGGCGCCCACCACACCGAACUUGAACACAACAGGAAUGCUGAAAGAUCCUCCGAAUAAGCAAACUAAGAUGAAAGAAACAACAGCGGUUUCGCAUAACUUUCCAGAUGUGCAAAUGGAAAAUUCCUCCAACCUCACAAACGGACAUGAUAAAAAGGCGGCGGAUCCUCCUUCUGCAAAGAGUGGUAGUCAAGCGCCUUCAUCGGGUGGCUCCAACGCGCCUCCGCCGCCACGGCAGCGAGGUGACAGCAUGACCAACGGUGUCAUUGACCUGCGGAAGCACAUCGCGUCGCUCAACAAAGUGUCGCUCACGUUCGGGGCAAAGAACAAUGAACACACGAGUGACGACAAGAAUGCUGCAGCAACGAGUGACUCGCCAGCGUCGCCGAAGCCGUAUACGGCACCCAUGACUACUCAGUCAACGAGUGAGGCCAAACCUAGGACGGUCCAGGUGGCGGCGGGACGAGGAACUGGAGAACAAGCUAAAAGUUCUUCGCCAGGUAAUGCACCCAAGUUCCACACGGCCACGGCUAUGGCGAACUUGUCGGUGCCUACGUACAGAGGCGGACAGGCUUUGGAAAGGCGUCUGUCCCCCGUCAGCUCUUCCAAGUCCCUGCAGCGGAGGCUCUCCACGCUCGACCUUCUUUACCCCGACGAGGACAUUCCGUCAUCCGCCGCCAACAACGCGCUGCACAUCGAGACUCUCAUGAGACUCAAAACGGAUAACUUGGUGGCGCGGCACGGAGGUAAAGGCAACCUGCACCCCUACCCGACCAGCCCCCGCCAGACGUCCCCUGCCCCCUCCCCAGAGCCCCCCGCCCAGAAGGCAGCUCCGGAGAGCACUUCAGGCAAAGAGAAGACUGAGGUCACUCCUGAUGCUGCGGAAUGUCUGCCUCCGCUCCCUCCAAACGUCCAGAGAGUCAAGCGCGAGUCUGUCAGCCGCCAGGCAAGUAAAGAGGAAGACCUUGGCGGCCAGAGAACUGUCAGCAGGAACGGGAGUCUGGAGCAUCCGUGCCCGGGCAGCAGAAGGGGCAGCCACCUGCUGCAGCGGCCAGGUUCGCGACGAGGGAGCAAGAUGCCGAGCUUCAGCCAGGACACACUAAGGAAGUGCCUCAUCGCCGCCGUGGACCAAUGUUACAACACCGAGUGGGAGGAGACCAGCGACAGUAACGUGGUGAGGGAUGACAGCAUGAGUCAGGACGAGGUGAACAAGUCCCUGGUGAAGGCCGUCUGUCGCCACGACGCCGAGAAGGUGCGGGUGAUGCUGAAGCUCGGAGGUGACCCCAACGUGAAGCAUAACAGCAGCCCGGUGCUGCUGCGUGCCGCCAGGGAGGGGGCGCUGUACGUGAUGCAGGCCCUGCUGGCCGCCGGGGCUGACGUGGACGUGCGCUCUGACAUGGGAAACAGCCCGUUGCACCUGGCGGCCCGCAGCGGCUACAGCGAAGUGGCUGUCCAGUUGGUGCAUAGCGGCGCCUUCGUCGACGCCAUCAACAGGUCAGGCGUCACGCCCCUGCAAAUGGCCCUGGCGCACGGCCACCUGGACGUGGCCCAUUCCCUGCUGCGCCUUAAUGCAGAUAUGUUCCUGCAGAACAAAGUGGGCGAGACGGCCUACGACGUGGCCAACGAUCUGGGCUACAUCGGCCUGUCCGGGGCGCCGCGGGAAGUACGGCGAGACUCCGGGGUAGGCACGAGGGUGGAGCCGUGCUCCAACGACGUGCCCGUGGCCGUGAGGAUGAUCCAGGGCAUCGAGGUGGGCUGCGCUGGUACCGUGGACGACUGUCUGCGGGAGGGCGCCUCGCCCAACACGCUGCUGCCGCUGGCCCUGCACUGGCCGGCUCACGCCUCGGUGCUGCACCGCGCCGCCCAUCACGGCCACGACCUCAUCGUGCGGCUGCUGCUGGCCGCCGGGGCAGACAUCCAAGCCAGGGACGUGGUGGGCAACACGCCCCUGCACGUCGCAACCCAGGCGGGACACAACCGCGUGGUCAAGAUCCUUCUCGACAGCGGAGCGUCGCUGGAGGCUGUCUCCCAAUCAGGAAUGUCCCCCCUACACCGCGCGGCCUCGAAAGGGAAGGAGCUCACCUGCAACCUGUUGAUUCGACGCGGCGCCAACCCACGUGCGGAGGACAGCUCUGGGCGGACCCCGGCUGACUGGGCGCGGAAACGAGACUUCAAGCACCUUAGCCAGAAGCUGGUGUACCGCCGCAAGAGUAGCAACACACUGCUGGCCGAGGUGGACGGGCGGCUGGACCUCAACCACCUGCACCGCCUGCACGAGGCUGCCCUCAAGGAGCCACGGCAGUCCCCUGAGCCCAUGGAGUGUGAGGAGUGACGCCCCUCAUCCCUCACGCUGCUGUAUGAACCAGUGCCACGAAGGACGUGUCACUUCCAGCGCUCUGCCCCUCACUAAUCCCCUAGUGGUGGGGUUCCCUGCAGGAGCCCUAGCAAUCACAGCCCUUCAAGAGGUGCAUCAGAUCAUUGGGGAGUAAAAAAUUACUCUGUCUUGACUUGCUGCUUCUGGACUGGCUGGUAGACGCACUGCAAGCUUCUAGGCCCCAUCAAGGGGAAGAGCCUGCUCCUCCUCAUGUGAGCAGAAUAUUACCAAGCCUUACCUUCGCCUGCUGCCUCCCGGGGGGCAAGUGAUGCUUUAACAUAUUACUGAUAAUAUAAAUGUGACCUCCUUGG
Molecule: messenger RNA, 4445 nt
Organism: Eriocheir sinensis (Chinese mitten crab)
Lineage: Eukaryota; Metazoa; Arthropoda; Malacostraca; Decapoda; Varunidae
Exons: 1
Coding region: 556-4092 (1178 amino acids)
Molecular function (GO): protein binding
Source: RefSeq, a predicted model, not a curated record